AUGCUUUCCUUUUUUUGUCAUUGCCAUUACCGUUAUUAUUUGUCUCCAAUUUUAAUUGCUGGUAAUAUUUUUAUCUAUCUAUCUAUCUAUCUAUCUAUCUAUCUAUCUAUCUAUCUAUCUCAGUCUAUUCAUAUCUAUCUAUCUAUCUAUCUAUCUAUCUAUCUAUCUAUCUAUCUCAGUCUAUAUUGGUUUAGUUUCUUUCGUUUUUAUGGUAUAUCAAAUUCAAUGGGUUAUUUAAUGCGGACAAUAUAUUUUAUUGCUGCUAAUAUUUUUUAUCUAUCUAUCUAUCUAUCUAUCUAUCUAUCUAUCUAUCUAUCUAUCUAUCUAUCUAUCUCAGUCUGUCUGUCUGUCUAUCUAUCUAUCUAUCUAUCUAUCUAUCUCAGGAUAUAUUGGUUUGGUUUAUUUUUAUUGCUGGUAAUAUUUUAUCUAUCUAUCUAUCUAUCUAUCUAUCUAUCUAUCUAUCUCAGUAUAUAUUGGUUUGGUUUUGUUUCAUUUUUAUUGCUGGUAAUAUUUUUAUCUAUCUAUCUAUCUAUCUAUCUAUCUAUCUAUCUAUCUAUCUAUCUAUCUCAGUAUAUAUUGGUUUGGUUUGUUUCUUUUUUAUGGUAUAUCAAAAUCAAUGGGUUAUUUAAUUCCAACAAUAUUUUUAUUGCUGCAAUAUUUUUUAUCUAUCUAUCUAUCUAUCUAUCUAUCUAUCUAUCUAUCAAUCUAUCUAUCUAUCUCAGUCUGUCUGUCUAUCUAUCUAUCUAUCUAUCUAUCUAUCUAUCUAUCUAUCUAUCUCAAUUUUUAUUGCUGGUAAUAUUUUUAUCUAUCUAUCUAUCUAUCUAUCUAUCUAUCUAUCUAUCUAUCUCAAUUUUUAUUGCUGGUAAUAUUUUUAUCUAUCUAUCUAUCUAUCUAUCUAUCUAUCUAUCUAUCUAUCUAUCUAUCUAUCUAUCUCAGUAUAUAUUGGUUUGGUUUGUUUCUUUUUUAUGGUAUAUCAAAAUCAAUGGGUUAUUUAAUUCCAACAAUAUUUUUAUUGCUGCAAUAUUUUUUAUCUAUCUAUCUAUCUAUCUAUCUAUCUAUCUAUCUAUCUAUCUCAGACUUCCUGUUCUUCUUUCUUCUGUUACACCCUCUCUCUAG
Messenger RNA from Acanthosepion pharaonis, 1116 nucleotides. NCBI's taxonomy places the organism in Eukaryota, Metazoa, Mollusca, Cephalopoda, Sepiida, Sepiidae. The record is from the annotation of a GenBank genome assembly.